CUUUGGUCACGAGCGUAUGGUUACCAUGGGGUGCAGGAGCAGGCAUGGGCCUCAUCAGCUUCCUAUUUUGCGUUGCACGUAUCGUGGUUGCCGUGCUGCUAGUUAUUUUGACCCCAACUAUUUCAAUAGGCGCAGGCGGUUGGGUAGCCUAUGGCAUACUGAUCGUCUUUUGCCUUGUUUAUCUUACGUUGUUUCUGAUUCUUGUUAUCAAGGUCAUCGAAGCUGUUGUGCGCAUUCUUAGUCGGGUCGGCUUUGAUCACUCCAGACGGCCAGUCGAUAGCGUAUUUAUCGGUGUGCUUUCUCUUCUCGGAUGUUGCAGGCCACGGAGAGGUGGUCGCGAACGAAGACACUACAAAGCCACGGAAGUACGACAUUCACCCGUGGCUCGAGACUCUUUCGCUGCACGUGAUUCAUCUCCCUAUGUGCCACCCAACGCAUCUUUCGCGCAGAAAGACACAGGUUCCAGCUCCUCUCAUCAUUCUGGUGGGCCCCCGCCAUCAGUAUUGCGACCCAAGCAUGCUUUGCAGCCCAGGUCUCCGCAGCUCAUACGACCGCACAUCCAUUAGUACACCUCCCCAACACUCCAAUUCAGGUUUCUCCCGCAUCGGUGGCGGUCGCACC
Messenger RNA from Suillus plorans, 621 nucleotides. RefSeq lists its product as uncharacterized. The transcript is spliced from 2 exons. The coding region runs from base 45 to 566 and encodes 173 amino acids. NCBI's taxonomy places the organism in Eukaryota, Fungi, Basidiomycota, Agaricomycetes, Boletales, Suillaceae. The record is from RefSeq and is a predicted model, not a curated record.